Molecule: messenger RNA, 2286 nt
Organism: Prorocentrum cordatum
Lineage: Eukaryota; Dinophyceae; Prorocentrales; Prorocentraceae
Source: the annotation of a GenBank genome assembly
GCGCCCCCCCCCACGUGCGGCCUAAUCUCUACUCGAGGUACCAGCGCUCUGCGUGCUACGCAUGAGCGCGGGAGCAAGGCUCCAACGCGUAAUCGCGCGCUUCCUCAUGUGGGAACCAUCUGAACCAAAACUGGUCGCGGAACGCUGUGUAUAAUAUUCAGGAGGUAUCGCUUCAAGGCGCCGGGGUUCCAGCGCCAUCCCCUGGAUGGUCAAAGGACGCCUCCGUUCCGAAGAAUCCAAUCGAGAUGAAGAACGCCAUCGCAGGCAUGCGUAGCUCCACCACGCCGAAUUCACAAUCUUAACGAUGCGUGCUCGAAGGUGCCUCUUCGGCCGAGCAUCAUGGAGAGCGAGGUCGUAAGGCUUCCAGACAAACGCUGCCAAGCGUACAGGGAAGCUCUCAAUAGCGUGCACCGGUUCCGAAAGUCGAGAACGAGAGCCCUGCCGGACGGACACCAGCGGGAAGCGCGACGAAUGAAUGAAGCCGUAGGCCAGGAGAGCCCGGUUGGUCAGGUCGGAAGCUGAGUUCGCGGGGCGUGGAUACGGGUACGCUCAGCGCUCGUGACGAGCGGCGCAUGCAGGGAGGGGCCGCCUUCGGAAGGGGCCGCUGCCUCGGAAAAACUGCGCGCUGCCUCGGAUGCAUAAAACAUCGAGAGAGAGAGAGAGAGAGAGAGAGAGAGAGAGCGAGAGCGAGAGCUCGGCCGCGCGCGGCCAGGGCUCGCGCGCGGCCAGGCCCGAAGGUGCUCUCCCUGCGCGUGGCCCGAGCAUGGUGGUGCCCUCACUGCGCACGCCGGGCAGCCUCGCUGCGGGGGCCUGCCAGAGAUGGGCCCCAUGCUGGGACAGCGCGGGGGCCCCAGCCUGUGCCGAGCCGCCGCGGCCGAUCCUGAACCCGAGCUCGGGCGGGGUGGCCCAAACCCCAGGGGGAGAAGGAGGAGGAGGAGGAGGGGAGAAGGCCAAGGAGGGGUGGGGGUGGCGGGCGGCCUACCAGGCCUCCUACGAGGCUUCCUGCAGAGCCGCGCACCGCUUCAGCAUCUCGACGGCGCACUCGUCCCUCAGGGCCAGGCUUAGCUCGAGAUCGGGGUAGUUCCCUGGCACGCCCUUACAUCGCAGAGUAGCCCGCAUCCACUCCAGCAUCGGCGGGUCGCAACUCCAGUAGGCGUCCAUGUACCGCUGUUGUGCAAGCGGACCCUUGAGGAUCACAGUGCGCUGGGCCACGUCCUUGUGAAGCCUUUUGACCAUAUUCACCAGCUCCGCCGCCAGUGAGGGAACUCCGAGCAAGACUAUCUGGCCGAGGCGGUCCGGAUAGUGGGCCUUGACGAGUGAGAAAAGCAACACGCAUGUGCGAGGGUUGCAGUCGGCAAGGCCGAAACCUGCGAAAUCCAUGAUCACCACCACCUGCCCCGGUCCGCUGCCGGCCUGGAAGAGCCGCUCGAGCUCCAGGAACAUGUGCCUCACCCCCAUGUCGCCGCUCUUGUUGGCAACCUGCCCGCGCAGGUGUACAUGACGUCCCGGCCGGCCACGUCGGUGCCGACCCGGAAGGCGCAGUGCUGCCUGGGGUCCGUCGCGCAGCAGGGGCACAGCGAGCUGCGCGGCCGGGUGCCGUCCGCCCGCCUCGCGAGGGCCAGGUCUGCCCCCUCGAAGUAGGCCGCCCGCCACGCCAGGGUGCCCCCGAGCAUCGCGGCGGCCCUCUCGGGGUCGUUGCCGCAGGUGGCCAGGUAGCGCACCUAGGUCUCGUCCGAACAGAACCACGCCGCGUCCUCGACCGCCUGGGCCGGGAGCCCGGCCGCCAGGUCCGCUGCGCGCUGCCGCAGCGCUGGCAGCGCCGCCCGGGCGGCCCCACGCAGCCCGUCCUCGAGCUCCAUCAGCGCCCUGUCCUCCUCGAGCAUCGCGCUGCUCGAGCACAAGCUCACGCCCUCGUCGCGCAGCCGGGACCCGCCGACGGAGGUGGAGGCCUCGUCGGUGGCCCCCGCGGCGCCCAGCAGGCCCGAGGUCGCGAGGUCCUUGUCCUCCAGGGCCGAGCCGCCCGCGCGCGCGGCCGCCGCGCCGUCCCGAGGCACGCGCGGGCGCUGCGGCGGCGGCGCGGCCUCCUCGAGCUGCGCGGCGGCACCGGGCUCGGGGCCGACCUGCUCGACCGAGGACCCCCCCGGGGCGCCGGCCGCGCAGCAGCCGAGCAGCAUGAUGUGGCCUGCGAAGCCGCUGGCCGCAGCAGCCGGCGGGGCGGUGGCGCUGCCCGCGCGAGCCCGCGCGGCGGCCCUCGGGACUGCUUGGGCCAACAUGUGGGUUCGGGCU